This is a messenger RNA of Microcebus murinus (gray mouse lemur), 3894 nucleotides long. RefSeq names its product serpin family E member 1 (gene SERPINE1). Gene Ontology annotation, biological process: negative regulation of plasminogen activation; negative regulation of endopeptidase activity; negative regulation of vascular wound healing. Gene Ontology annotation, molecular function: serine-type endopeptidase inhibitor activity. Lineage: Eukaryota; Metazoa; Chordata; Mammalia; Primates; Cheirogaleidae. The record is from RefSeq and is a predicted model, not a curated record.
AUGAACAGCUCGGACUGUUUGGGUUCCUGUCCUGCCUCUGCCGCCCACCAAGAGCAGCUGCCACUUAGUGAGAGCCUAGAAUGUUCCGGAUGUUCGACAGACGAUACUGCAUGUCGUCCUUACCACAGCCCUGAAGGAUGGGGACUGUUAUCUGCCUUUUACAAACAAGGAAACUGAGGCUAUGAUCGUUCAAUCAUAGUUUAAAAGAAAGAAAGAAAACAGAAGCUCAGAAAGAUUAAGUUUUGUCUAGCAGCAUGGUCAGCGAGUGUCAGAUCCUUGACUGGGGGCUACUACUCUCCCAUUUAUGGUGCGGUCACUCUGUGGCCUUAAGCACAGUUAAAAAGACUGGGUUAAAUGAUUCUUAGAGCUCCCCUUGCUCUGAAACUCUUGAUAUAAUUGGAAGAAAAAAAAUAACCUUAGAUGAGCAAGAGCUACACGGGGGCUGGGGGUGGCACAGGUUUGGGCGUUACAGGAGUUUAAGGAGAGAGGGUUGCGGGCAGAGGAGGGGACGUCAGCCCUGCAUCCAGUUGGCAGGGUGGGGGGCCCUGGACAGGCUGAGGCCACCCUGAGUCUGGCGGUCCCAGGGCCAUGAUCGUAAACAAACAGCAGUGGAGACACACACAGUACUUGUCUCAGCUCAGUCCUAGAGAGGGGCAGAGACAGCCGAGCCCAAACACAGGCUAUUUUUGGCAUUGUGUUGUUUGGAGAGCAACCAGGCCAGAAAUAGUGCUGUGAGUUAGCAGGACCUCGGCCUUCUCCCACCCCCAGCUCUCCCAGUGAAAUCACCAAGAAUUGGGAAGCUGGGCCCUACAUUCCAGGGAGGCUGUGUAACUCCCUUCCCCACAGGAAGGUUCCGGAGCUGAGCAUUUGACUGUAAAAGGGAUUCUGGAAGGGAGCCAGCGGCUUGAGGAGAAGCACAGCUGUGUCUGGCUGCAGGACCAAGAGCGCUGUCCAGAAGGAGAGCCACACCCCCUCCACUAGCCGCCAAACCGCAACGAGUCAGCAGCUGGGGCAGCAGCAACAGUAGCGGCAGGACAAACGGCCAAUCACAAGGCACCUUUGGGAACUUCAGGAUGCAGAUGUCUCCAGCCCUCACCUGCCUCACCCUGGGCCUGGCCCUCGUCUUUGGUGAAGGGUCCGCCCUAUACCAACAGGAAUCCCAGGCGGCCCAACUGGCCACAGACUUUGGGGUGAAGGUGUUUCAGCAGGUGGCGCAGGACUCCAAUGAUCGCAAUGUGAUUUUCUCACCCUAUGGGGUGGCCUCAGUGCUGGCCAUGCUGCAGCUGCCAACAGGAGGAAAAACCCGGCAGCAGAUCCAAUCGGCAAUGGGAUUCGAUAUUGAGGAGAAGGGUGUGGCCCCUGCCCUCCGCCAACUGCACAAGGAGCUCCUGGGGCCAUGGAACAAGGAUGAGAUCAGCACCACUGACGCCAUCUUUGUCCAGCGGGACCUGAAGCUCGUCAAGGGCUUCAUGUCCCACUUCUUCAGGCUGUUCCGGACCAUGGUCAAACAGGUGGACUUCUCAGAGGGGGACAGAGCCAGAUUCAUCAUCAAUGACUGGGUGAAGACACACACGAAAGGUAUGAUUAGCAACCUACUUCCAGAAGGGGCCGUGGACCAGCUGACACGCCUGGUGCUGGUGAACGCCCUCUACUUCAAUGGCCACUGGAAGACGCCCUUCCCCACCACGGGCACCCACCAGCGCCUGUUCCACAAGUCCGACGGCAGCACCGUGUCUGUGCCCAUGAUGACUCAGACCAACAAGUUCAACUACACCGAGUUCACCACCCCUGAUGGUCAUUACUACGACAUCCUGGAGCUGCCCUACCACGGGGACACCCUCAGCAUGUUCAUUGCUGCUCCCUAUGAGAAAGAGGUGCCCCUCUCGGCCCUCAUCAACAUCCUGGACGCCCAGCUCAUCAGCCACUGGAAAGGCAACAUGACCAGACUGCCCCGCCUCCUGGUUCUGCCCAAGUUCUCCCUGGAGAGUGAAGUUGACCUCAGGAAGCCCCUGGAGAACUUGGGGAUGACCGACAUGUUCAGCCCGGGCCAGGCAGACUUCACGAAUCUUUCAGAGCAAGAGCCUCUGCACGUCUCGCAGGCAUUGCAGAAAGUGAAGAUUGAGGUGAACGAGAGUGGCACGGUGGCAUCCUCUUCCACAGCCGUUGUAGUCUCAGGCCGGAUGGCCCCCCUGGAGAUCAUCAUGGACAGACCCUUCCUCUUUGUGGUUCGGCACAACCCCACAGGAGCAGUCCUUUUCAUGGGCCAAGUGAUGGAACCCUGACCAUGGGAAAAGAAGCCUUCCUCUGGGACAAAACUGGAACUGUAUCAGAAAAGAAGAAACUAGGAAGAAAAGAAUUUUAGUUUUACUGACUCUUUCUGGAGAAAGAGAAGACAUUUGCCUAUUUGAAAAAUGGUAAAUCUUUCAAAUCUGUCUCCUAGACCUCAGAGGCCUUUCCCAGGAGUUGGAAAGGGGCCCUUCAGGUCAAACUCCCCAAUUUCUAACGGGGACCCCGGGAGAGGGGUCAAGCGCAAGGCCCUGCACGUCGCCAAACCAGACCGUAACACCCACAGAACCGUCUGCGCAGCUGCUUCCACCCGUCUCCCUGCCCACUCAGGUCUCCAGUCCCGGUUCCUGCUGGGCCCUGGCAGGAAGGAGCCACACGGCUCACAGGAGCCUUUGUGUGCUUGGUAGAAGUGAUCGUGUUCCAGCCACGUCGCCGUCACUCGGGCACUGUCUACCACGGCCGAGGAGGCUGGCGACAGGCCAAAGGCGGCCACUAGAAGAAGCACCCUUUCAUCUCAAGGACCGUUCUGGCACUGACCACCUGUCCCUAGGGCAGAGCUGGCGCAGUGCACGCCCCUCAGCGCUGAGACCUCCGGGCCUGGCCCUUCCCCUCCCUAGAAACAGUGUACAUAUGUUACUUUGGAGUGUAGGUGACUUGUUUACUCAUAGAAGCAGGUUUUUGCUUCCCUUUCUUUUACAGGAUAGAGGAAGAAAGGUCAGAUGUGUGCCUGGCUCCUCGCCCCCAGUCUCGUGGCAGGGAGGGUGGGAUGCCAGGGCUGUGCCUGAAUGUUUAUCACGUCCUUGCCCUUGUUAGAAAGAGGACUAUUUGGGGGGGGGGAGCCAUUAUUUAAACUUACUCAUAGUGUUGUUCCUUUGUGGUCUGUGUCAGUGCAUCUCAGGAGUCUGGCCACUUGACUGUCAUAGCCCUCCAGGCGUCAAGCGUGAUGGGGUCCACACUGCCACCUUGUGGCUGCCUGGCCUUUUUCCACUUGACGGAUCAGGGCCCCUGCCCAGGCGAGCCAACUUCAGCCUGCUUUAGGGACCGAAAGGACGGGGUGGGUGAGAGACACUGGAAUGAGGACACGGUAGCUCCAAACUUUUUGAAUAUAUUUAGGGACAGAAAUGCAAGGGGCUGCACGACCUACCAGGACAGAACUUUCCCCAAUUACAGGGUGACUCACAACUGCAUUGGUGACUCACUUCAAUGUGUCAUUUCCGGCUGCUGUGUGUGAGCAGUGGACACGUGAGGGGGGGGGGUGAAAGAGACAGAAAGCUCAGAUUCAACUACCUUAGAUAAUCUUUUUGAAAAGCUACUAGCUAGAGGGUAUGCCAUGAAGAUUAAUUUAUUGAAGAAUUGCACAUAGAUCCGAAAUGAAUGUACUCUAAUAGAAGCCUAACCCACGAUGCCCUUCACUGAAAAAUCCUCAUAUUUUGUUUUUUAUUUUCUCUUUUGAUUAUGCACUGGACAGCAAUGGCCACACACAGUUACCCACAGAGGGUGGGGUCAAAUGCUCUUGAAAUUGUGUUGAAUUAUAUGCUUUUUCACUUUUGAUAUAUAAACAAGUAAAAAUGAUUCAAAAAAUAAUAAAAUAAAUAAAUACAAAGAAUA